UGUUCAUCAAUUGUCAUUAGUUUGUAGCACUUGGUAGAAACCUUCUCUUCAGUGCUGUUUCUGUAGACUUCCACAUAUGUGUCAACAUUGUUAUUUAAAAUUCAUACAAUCGCAGUAAAUUGUCAGAGGUUUUACUGUUAGAUCUCCCUCUCUGCUUUGCAUCCAAUGUUCUGUUUUAGUUACUAAACUUCUUGUCAUGUGUGGCCUUCAAAACAGAUUUCAGAACAGUUCGUAUCUUCUUUUCUGGCCCUUAUCUCAGCAGAGCGUCCUUCACAGGCCUUAUAAAGACCAGAGUCUCACUCCGCUACUUUGCUGUCACUGCCGAAGACAGCCAGUAUGCUGCAUGCUGUUGUAAAGCUCUGCUGUGGAAUCUCCUACCCACAUCUGAGGAGUAUGGCAGGACUUCAACGCACAGCUGUGGCAGUGAUAGGCCAGGAGAUCACACACCUGCAGCCAUGGGGACAAAUCCAGCAUCACAUGAGAACAAAUGCUGGUUUAAAUUAUAAUGAGCCCAGACCAGAAGAUGCAAAGCCCGUGCCAAUGAAAGAAGAUCAGCUGUUCUAUGUACAACAAGGCCAAGAAGCAAUGAGGAAGGCUCUCAGCAUGUUGCAGGACAAAGAAGAAUGGAAGGUCGAGAUCACAGAGAACAAUGGGGAUGUGAUCUGUAGCAAAGUGAUGCCGGGUGCCAGGAAAGUCUUCCGGCUGGAGGCGGUCCUGGAGGCCGGUGUAGAUGAGCUCUAUGACCUACUGUUUGUCAGAGUGGAGGAAAUGCACAAGUGGAAUCCAGGCAUACAGCAUAUCAAAGUUCUGAAGCACGUUGGACCUGAAACGAUUGUCACUCACGAGGUUUCAGCAGAGACAGCAGGAAAUCUGAUUGGCCAGAGGGAUUUCCUGAGUGUCAGACAUAGUUGCAAACAAAAGUCCAGAGUUUAUCUUGGAGGAGCAGCAAUUCAACUGGACUCGUUCCCACCUCAGGCGGGCUUUGUGAGAGCUGAGGAUGGACCAGGCUGCAUCAUCAUUCAGGCUCUGGACGGAGACACAAGAAGAAGCCACUUCACAUGGCUGCUUAAUAUGGACGUGAAGGGCUGGCUGCCAAAGUCCAUUGUCAAUCAGGCUUUGCCCCGUGCACAGCUGGAUUUCACUCGACACCUGCGCAGACAUCUCACAGCGGGCGCCACCCUGGGCUGACUGAAUCUGUGUGACACCCACACAGCAGCAGCACCCUGUCAUCACAGGGGAAGACUGGGUGAUGGAGGCGUGGUGACAGCCUAGCAGCUCGGCAGAAUGCUGCCCUUUCAGCGGGAGCAGAGUAACGCUGCCUAGAGGAGAAGCUCUGCUGCAACACUCUGCAGAGCAGAGCUGGCGGGGACUAAUGACAGCAGCCAGGGCCAGCCUGGCAGAAGGAAGCUGGCUUAUAAUAGGAAUUAAUGUCAAGUGUGCCACUCAAACUUCAUUAUGAUUUCAUGAUUAGGAGUAAUCACACAUGACUAGAUGCACUCUACAUAUGACUGGACAAAAUUAAUAAAAUACUUAAAUGUG
This is a messenger RNA of Seriola aureovittata, 1539 nucleotides long. RefSeq names its product steroidogenic acute regulatory protein 2 (gene star2). Gene Ontology annotation, molecular function: cholesterol transfer activity; cholesterol binding. Gene Ontology annotation, cellular component: mitochondrion; mitochondrial intermembrane space. Gene Ontology annotation, biological process: intracellular cholesterol transport; regulation of steroid biosynthetic process; steroid biosynthetic process. NCBI's taxonomy places the organism in Eukaryota, Metazoa, Chordata, Actinopteri, Carangiformes, Carangidae. The record is from RefSeq and is a predicted model, not a curated record. The transcript has 7 exons. Bases 337 to 1188 code for a protein of 283 amino acids.